UUAUGCUAAGCUCAUUCGACCUCUCAACUCUCUCUCUGUCUCUGGAGAGCUAAAGAGAUUCUCCUUGUAUAUGCAAUGGCCGCCACCGCAGUGUUGAGGCUGGUUCCCAACGCAACCGUCGUCGUUAAUCAUAGAGGUGUGGAGGAUGUCAAUUCGGCGUCGUUUACGCGAUUGUCUUUUGCGGCGUCUAAUGUGGCCGGUGAGAGCCUUAAGUCGUCGCGGCAAGUGCGAGUGCGAAGGCAACGUUCUGGAGGGGAUUUGGAGAGUCGCGGUCCGAUGAUCGUAUCUCCGAAGGCGGUGUCCGACUCGCAAAAUUCGCAGACUUGCCUUGAUCCUGACGCCAGCAGAAGUGUCUUGGGAAUUAUUCUGGGGGGUGGAGCUGGUACUCGACUUUAUCCUCUCACGAAGAAGAGGGCAAAGCCAGCUGUUCCUCUUGGAGCAAAUUAUCGGCUAAUUGAUAUUCCUGUGAGCAAUUGCUUGAAUAGUAACAUAUCUAAGAUCUAUGUUCUCACGCAAUUCAAUUCUGCAUCCCUUAACCGUCACCUUUCAAGGGCAUAUGCGAGCAACAUGGCCGGUUACAAGAAUGAAGGUUUUGUUGAGGUACUUGCAGCUCAGCAAAGUCCAGAAAAUCCCAAUUGGUUUCAGGGUACCGCAGAUGCUGUGAGGCAAUAUUUGUGGCUGUUUGAAGAGCAUAACAUUCUCGAGUUCCUGGUUCUUGCUGGUGACCAUUUGUAUAGAAUGGAUUAUGAGAGAUUUAUCCAGGCCCAUAGAGAAACAGAUGCCGAUAUUAGUGUUGCUGCACUGCCAAUGGAUGAAAAGCGUGCCACGGCAUUUGGUCUGAUGAAGAUUGAUGAAGAAGGACGCAUCAUUGAAUUUGCAGAGAAACCAAAGGGAGAACAAUUAAAAGCUAUGAAGGUUGAUACUACCAUAUUGGGUCUUGAUGAUAAGAGAGCGAAGGAGAUGCCUUACAUUGCAAGUAUGGGGAUAUAUGUUGUUAGCAAGGAUGUGAUGAUAAGUCUUCUCAGGGACAAGUUUCCUGCAGCCAAUGAUUUUGGAAGUGAAGUUAUUCCUGGAGCUACUUCCAUGGGAUUAAGAGUGCAAGCCUACUUGUUUGAUGGCUACUGGGAAGAUAUUGGUACAAUUGAAGCUUUCUACAAUGCCAAUCUUGGGAUCACAAAAAAGCCAGUCCCAGAUUUUAGCUUCUAUGAUCGAUCAGCUCCAAUCUAUACCCAGCCCCGCUACCUGCCUCCUUCGAAGAUGCUCGAUGCUGAUGUCACAGAUAGUGUCAUUGGUGAGGGCUGUGUGAUCAAGAACUGCAAGAUCCACCACUCCGUCGUCGGACUUAGAUCAUGUAUAUCCGAGGGUGCAGUGAUAGAAGACUCCUUGUUGAUGGGUGCAGAUUAUUACGAGACGGAUGCGGAUAGGAGGUUUCUAGCUGCUAAGGGUGGCGUGCCCAUUGGCAUAGGUAAAAACACCCACAUCAAGAGAGCCAUCAUCGACAAAAAUGCUCGAAUUGGAGAAGAUGUGAAGAUCAUAAACACUGACAAUGUUCAAGAAGCAGCAAGAGAGACCGAUGGAUACUUCAUCAAGAGUGGCAUUGUCACCGUAGUAAAGGAUGCUCUAAUUCCCAGUGGCACCGUGAUCUAGACACCGCAGUGCUGGAAUUGGACGUCACCUCUCCCUUGAAGGAUCGAUAAUUUUGAUGUACAUCUUCUGAUAGCCAAACAUAAGUAAUAGCCGAGAAAGAACACUUGAUGAGUUGCGUUAAGGACCUUUCAUGUAUAAUAAAAACACUUGAUGAGUUGGCGUUAAGGACCUUUCAUGUAUAAUAAACAUUCAUUCUGUUGAUGUUUUCAUAGUGAAGUUAACUUAAAAUGCCAGA
This is a messenger RNA of Sesamum indicum (sesame), 1882 nucleotides long. RefSeq names its product ADP glucose pyrophosphorylase 1 (gene ADG1). Gene Ontology annotation, molecular function: glucose-1-phosphate adenylyltransferase activity. The record is from RefSeq and is a predicted model, not a curated record. Gene Ontology annotation, biological process: glycogen biosynthetic process. Lineage: Eukaryota; Viridiplantae; Streptophyta; Magnoliopsida; Lamiales; Pedaliaceae.